Messenger RNA from Leptomonas pyrrhocoris, 3564 nucleotides. RefSeq lists its product as hypothetical. Gene Ontology annotation, cellular component: ciliary plasm; cytoplasmic dynein complex. Lineage: Eukaryota; Euglenozoa; Kinetoplastea; Trypanosomatida; Trypanosomatidae. Gene Ontology annotation, molecular function: dynein heavy chain binding; dynein light chain binding. The transcript has a single exon. Gene Ontology annotation, biological process: intraciliary transport. The record is from RefSeq and is a predicted model, not a curated record. Bases 514 to 3564 code for a protein of 1016 amino acids.
AGAGGGUCAACACAGUCUCCUUCCUCAAACGAAAGAAGAAGAAAAGCUCUUCGAAAUCUUCUAUCGCACGCACACACACACACACACACAACAAUCUUUUCUUUCACUGUUCACACGUCAUUAAACGAAAGAUAAGUUGUUGCCUCUUGCCGACCCGCAGCGCGCGAAGGGAAUCGAUUACGUUGCCCGUACUCCCUUCCCUCCCCCCCCCCCAAAGGGAACGAAAGAAGCCACAAAAAUACGCUGUGUUGUUUUGACACCCACACUCUCAUUCUUAGGUUGCUCAGCAUUUUUAAUAUAUAUCUAUAUAAACACAUAUUGCCUGCUUAGUUGCGGCUCGGUGGCCGUUUUGCUGUCUCUCGAUUCGUAAAUCAAAAGAGCGAAUCAGGGAAAGAAUCGCAGAGAAGGCAGUACGGUAGCGUCUUUCUUUAACCGUAUAUAUUUUGCGUGUGAGGACCCGAGGCGGUCACCAGACGUAUCUGGAGAGCAAGAAUCCAUUUUACGUUCAUCGCCAUGGAUCUCGCGGAGAAGCGGAAGCAACUCGAGGCGGUGCGGGCGGCACGCCAGGCAAAGCAGCACGUCGUCGACCAGUACAUGACGGGCCGCUCCCCCGGCGGCAGCAGCACUUCACUCGCCAGCGCCUCCUACGCCUCCACCAUCCCCACAAUGCCACCACCCACCACGUCGGCCGGCGCGGCUGCCCAGCUGCCGGUUCCCAGCGCCAGGCCUUCCUCCUCCUCACCAGCGUCCCCGCCAUCGCCGUCUAGCCCGUCAGCGGGACAUGCCGCAGCCGGUGCGACCGUGAAGAAGAGAGAUCGACUCACUGCGGAGACGACAGCUAGCAGCCCGCGUACGCCGCCAUCCGCCACCGCUGCGCCGGACGACAACGGGAAGACGACGCGCACUCGCGCAGGCGCUGCUCCAACGCCAUCACCCCCGCCGGCGCACGCACCGCAGCGGCCGUCCAGCGCGUCGUCCGCCUCCGCCGCUACGCCAACCUCUCCGCUGCACACGAAACGCAUCCCUGGUGCGACCGCGCCGCUCAUUCAGGUUAUGGCGGUGGACAGCCCGCGUGGCAGCCUGGGGAGUCGCCGCCAGCCGUCGCCCACUUCGAAGGCUCCCCCAGGCAACAUCAACGCUCCUUCAGCUGCAGCACCAAGGGAACCCCCUACCACUACCACUACGGCACCAACCACCGACAAACGUGCUUCGCCGGGUAGUGGCGGCGGAGCGGACGCGCGGGCACGCACCGCAAAAAAGCCGGCGGUGCACGUCGACGUACACCCUGACGGUCGCAGCGGGUGGAGUGCGCUACAACACUGCAUGCGUGGCGGCGGCGCGGCGCAUGACCCCUCAGCUGAGACCUCCACCUACCCAGUAUGUGUCUUUAACCCCGCUGCCGUGUUGGGCGACGCGACGGGGCCGUCGGACAGCAUCCGGCGGCGUGUCAUCUUAGACGCGAUGGCCUGCCUCGUGCCCUAUGAAGGGGCGGCGGGUCUCCUCGGCGACUCCGGCGAGAGCGCGAGCGACUCGACGAUUUGGUCGGUUUGCGUGGCGGCCACCUACGGAGCGAAGAAUCCGCUGUACACGGAGGUGGCGAACAGCGGCGACUACCCGGCGGCGAGCAGCGCGGUGCGGCGCGGGAGUGCAGAGGGUGGUGCUGUUACUAGUGCUGGCACCGACGCGCACAGCGGACGUGGUGGUGGUGGUGGCAGUGUGAACUACAUAAACCGGACGGCCGAGUCGGCCCUGGAGUGGGUCCGGGCGUCGAUGGAGUGUGGCUUCCCAUGGGGCUCCGCCUCAGCUGCCCAGACCGCUGUCCCGGGUACCACGAUGGACGCUGCGCUGCACGUGGCGCGGGAGUCGCCGGGGUUAGUGUUGGCGUGGUUCAUGGUCCCGCUGCCCGCCAACACGCUUCCGCGCAGUGCCGGGACGCUCUACGCAGAGUCUCCGACGAGCGCCUUCGCACCACCGCCACGCAGCGCAGGCGCCUCCGCCGCCGCCGCCCAGGCGGACUACGUGGUGGUGGUCGUGCCACUUGUCUGCGACUCCGAAGUGACGACGCUGCUGGCGCAUCCCUUCCAGCCGUCAACGCUGCUCGGCGGCACGCGCUGCGGCCGCGUCGUGCAGUGGUCGCUCGGCAGCGCGUGGGCGCAGGUGGAGCCGCGCCGGCUGGUGGAGCGCGCGCUGGCCACGACCGGCACGGCGACGACGCUGCUGUUGCCGCCGCAACGCCCGACGCACUCGUCGUUUCCGUCGCCGCAGGCGCAUCAAGCGCCGGUGCUGCGCAUGGCCAUCCACGGGGACCUCAGCUGCCACCACCUUUACUCCAUCAGCCAGGAGGGGAAGGUGUGCACCUGGACCGCCUGGCAGCCGCUGCACCCCACCGCGUCGUGUCUGUCCUACCUCGGCAUUCGACCCAUGGGCAACAUCGGCGUCACCGCGCGCUUCGUCGAGAGGCCGGGGACGGAUGCCAUGACGCAAGUCUUUAUCGGUACCACAUCCGGUGCCCUGCUCAUCGGCGCAAACCGAGACGCGAAGUCCAUCGAAUUGCAGUACUACGGCCCGCCCCGCCCUGUGCCGACGUCGUCGACGGUGAUCAAGACGCUGGAUGUCACGGCGAUUCAGCCUGCUGCGGCGCCUGCCACGCCGACGCCGGCGGCGACACUAAGCAACGCCCCCAACUUCACCACCGCACCUGGAGAGGGAGGAGGAGUUGUGGUCUCGCCAUCCGGUAAGGGCCCUUCGGCGGAGUCGUGGGCGGGCCUCGGGGCGCGGGACCCGACGGCGGCUCCGGCGGGCGAUCACACCGUAGGAGAGAGCCCCGGCGGCAGCAUGGGCGGGGCGACCGGGUCGCGUCGACCGCCCUCCUCGCCCUCCUCCGCGUUGCUGCGGCAACCAAGUCAGCGGUCGCCGACGCUGCCAUCACCCCUGCCGCCGCAGCCGCAGCGGCUGUCUCCGUCGUUGUUGCCGCCGCCGCCGCCCCCGCAGCCCCACCACGGCCGCAUCGUGUCCAUGACCCUGCAGACCGCUACCCAAGGCUUCCGUGGCCAGGACUGCGUCGUCUCCGCCGCCACCGACGGCUCGUGCGUGGCUUGGUUUCAGCGCAGCGCGAUCCCGCUCGAGGGCUUUUCCUCGGCCGUCACGAGCGUCUGCUGGUCGCCGACGAAGCCCGGCGUGCUGGCUGCCGGGGACUCUGGCGGGAUGGUGACGGUGUGGGCGGUGAACGUGUCCAUCAUCACACCCGUCGCGACCGUGUCGCUGCGCGAGGCGAGCCGUCGCACCCGCGGCAGCGCCACGUCGGAUGCGGUGCUGUGGGUGGUGGUCGGCCCGAGCGACGCCAUUGGCCGCAGCGCCGGCGCCGCCGGCUUCUUCGGUGAAGCCACCGCGGAGGAAGACGAGGAGGACGAGGACGUGGGCGACGCGGAUGCCUCGUUUGGGCAGGUGGACGCGGUCGGGGCCGCGAUCUCGUCCCUGUUCUUCUCGCGUGACGGCCGGUGGCUGUUUGCGAGCACGGCGUGCGGUUACGUCUACUCCAUGCGGCUAAGCGCCUUACUGGCGUAG